Molecule: messenger RNA, 459 nt
Organism: Rotaria socialis
Lineage: Eukaryota; Metazoa; Rotifera; Eurotatoria; Philodinida; Philodinidae
Source: the annotation of a GenBank genome assembly
AUGCUUGGUUAUGAAAGUUAUGUUUAUACUUUAGAACAAGAAAAUGAUGUUAAAUUGAUUUUUCGAUGUCAGAAUAGAGGUUGCAAAGAUGCUACCAGUCAACUACCUCAAAGUGAGACACUUCUGAGAACUAUUCGUCGACAACGUCAAAAGGCCCCAAUGAAUUCCAGCAAUCAACUGCCUGAUCAUUUAAAACAAGCAGACCGUGGGGAGAACUUCGUACUUCGCGAAGAUGAAAAAUUGAUCAUUUUUAUCACUGCGACGAAUCUUUCAGUAUUGAAAACGUGUAAACAUUGGUUUGUCGAUAAAAUAUUUAAGAUGUGCCCAGACGAUUCCUACCAAAUGAUCACGUUACAUGGAUUGUUCAAAUCGCAAAUUAUUCCACUGGUAUAUGGUUUACUUGCAGGAAAAAACCACGGACUACGACCAUUUUUUUCCGCGUAUCAUGAACGAAGAUGA